CCGUGGGAACCGCGGAGCGCGGCUGCGCCAGCAGACCAGCCAGAGUCUGAGGGGGCGAGGGACACUGAGGCCCAAACAUGGAGCUCCCGGAUCCAGUGCGCCAGCGGCUGGGAAACUUCAGCCGAACCGUAUUCAGCGACUCCAGCCGGACCGGGCCGGAGUACAGUGAGGGUCCGGAUAAUGAAAUGGUCUCCAGUUUGCCAUUGCAGAUGUCGCUUUAUUUUAACACUUACUUUUUCCCACUUUGGUGGGUGAGCUGUAUUAUGAUGCUUCACAUGAAGUAUUCAGUUUUGCCUGAUUACUACAAAUUCAUUGUGAUCACUGUUAUCAUCCUAAUAACCUUAAUUGAAGCCAUCCGGUUGUACCUGGGCUACAUGGGAAACCUACAGGAAAAGGUUCCUGAGUUGGCUGGCUUUUGGCUUUUGAGCCUUCUACUGCAGUUGCCUUUAAUUCUUUUCUUGCUCUUUAAUGAAGGCCUAACGAAUCUGCCCUUGGAAAAAGCAAUUCAUAUCAUCUUCACUAUCUUCCUUACAUUCCAAGUUAUUUCAGCAUUUCUUACCUUGAGGAAAAUGGUCAAUCAGUUGGCAGUUCGUUUCCAUCUCCAGGACUUUGAUCGGCUGUCUGCAAACAGAGGAGACAAUAGAAGAAUGAGGUCAUGUAUACAGGAGAUUUGAUUCAUUGCUAUUAAGUGAAAAUCUGAAAGAUGAUUUUAGAAGACUACAAGAGUUAGGGGGAAACUCAGAGAUAUAGCAUGAAAAAAGGUCAAAGCAAGUUUUUUGAGUUGCGUGCUA
Urocitellus parryii (Arctic ground squirrel) is the source of this 791-nucleotide messenger RNA. It is a transcript of the gene Tmem17, whose product is annotated as transmembrane protein 17. NCBI's taxonomy places the organism in Eukaryota, Metazoa, Chordata, Mammalia, Rodentia, Sciuridae. The record is from RefSeq and is a predicted model, not a curated record. Gene Ontology annotation, cellular component: ciliary transition zone. Gene Ontology annotation, biological process: non-motile cilium assembly.